AUCAUGUUGCUAAGUUCUGCCAAUUCCAAAUGUAUACAAAAGAAAACAAGUAUUUCUGAAGAAGCUUCAAUUGCUGAGAAUUUUGGAUGGCAAAAUCUUGAAGAAACAUGCAUUUCAGUUUCUCUAAAUUCAGGAGAAAUCAGUCAGUGACUGACAGGAGGUUCUGCAUGAUGUGGAUCAAAAAGAUGGUAAAUAAACAAGUGGAGAAGCAGAUUGCAGAACUGCAUAGAGAGCUUUUUCUCAUGAAUCAGGCCCUGAGAGAGGAGAUGGCAGCUGCGCUUCAGGAGCAGCUGAGAGAACUAUCGGUAGAAGAACCAGGCGAGAGACCACUACACUGCAGCAAGCUGGACCGAGUGCUGAGUCUGACAUCAAGGGAAAUGGAGGAAGAACACAAGAGCACUGAUGAAGAUGAAGAGGAUGCUGAGGAAUCACUGAGUCGAAAGACAUUAGCCUUUCCUGAAACUCACCCUGACAGAUACAUUUUCAUAGUGAGGAAAAGCCAGAAAGAGGAAUGCUUAAAGAUUUCAUUAAGCAUUGACUCCAGUGACACUGACUCCAGUGAUGGUGACACGAGUGAAGGUGAAACCAGUGAUGCGUCCAGUGAUGUGCAGACGAACCUAGAGCUAGCUAAAGGCAGGCAGCAGAAAAGUCAAAGCUGUUCCCCAAAUGUCUCUGACACCAGCCAGUCAAUGAAGGAGGAGGACAGAACAAGAAAUCCCUUUCAUUUCAUGUCCAAUGAACGAAGUCAUGAAGAUGAAAAAGACCAUGUAGGUAACAGAAAUGGCAAAGAGCCUUUGUUGAGGGAGAGUGAGUGGAAAGAAUGGUUGGACAUGCAGGAAAUGAAAGGAAACCAUGACAAAACAAAGCCAGAUGAAAGUCAAGAUAAUACAGAAAAAAAGGGAGCAGCGGCAUCUGGUGUGUCAGAGAAACACAAGAAACGAAACAUGAGAGGGGGUGACAUUGUGGAGAAAAUUAAGACAUAUAUCAGUGAUGUUUUUGGCUCUCAUUCAUCAUAUAAGUGGAAGGAGUUUGAAAAUGAGGACUGAGACUGAGCAAAAAAUUUUUGACAUGCUUUAAAAAAAAAACUGAGCGUUCAAUAAAGAAAA
This is a messenger RNA of Archocentrus centrarchus (flier cichlid), 1106 nucleotides long. RefSeq lists its product as uncharacterized. The transcript is spliced from 3 exons. Lineage: Eukaryota; Metazoa; Chordata; Actinopteri; Cichliformes; Cichlidae. The coding region runs from base 108 to 1046 and encodes 312 amino acids. The record is from RefSeq and is a predicted model, not a curated record.